AACCAUCUCCCAUCUCAAUCGAUCAUUGGUGCUCUCCCUUCAUCUCCUUCCAUUUUCUCUAUAUCCAAUUCGUAUCUUUUAUUGCUCAUUCAUAUUUUAAAUUUUUUUUUUGGCUCAAAGCAAACAAAAUCAUUAAACGGAAAGGGGGAAAGACGAAGGCAAGCGAUGAUAACGCGAUCGAAUUUAGAAGAGCAGUUGAGAGAGUAUCAGAUUCGAUCUAACCAUGAUUGGGCCUCCGUUUCGUUCUUCUCAUCAACGUCUAAUCUUACAUCGUCUAGGGUGGAUGUUGUUGUGUUUGUUAUUUGGGAACUUGUUAUUUUAGCUUUCUUGGUUUUCUCAUCCGUUUCUUUAUACUUUCGGCAUUUGCAACUUGCCUUUAUUCUAGUAUGCAUCACAAUGCUAUUGCUUCUCUGCAUGAAAAUCACAAAGCAAGUGAGACUGGCUAGGAAAAAGAAGAGACGCAUGCUCCUUCCAUUAUCUAUGUAGAACUAUAUUGAGUUGUGUAAGUUUAAGACUUAUUGAUCAUUGCAUUUGGCCCACUUGCUCUUGUCUAUUGAAAUAUGUAAUUGUGCCUAGAGCAAGUUGAUGAAGAAAUUCAAUUUGAUAUGAUCACCUCAAAGAUCCGAUGUACCACUGUGAGUAAUAGUUUGAUGAGGAAAGUGGGGAUGGUCUAAUUGAACAUGCAGGGGUCAGUUUGAAAAUAUGUUGUCGUUCUCACUACCCUUGUGCUGUAUGCAUCAUUGUGAGAAGCUAUAUAUUGUAAUGCUAUCCAGGUGUAGUGAAGAAUAUUUUACUUGAUUUUGUAAUUUGUUUGACCCGAUUGUAGUUUACAAGACAUCGGAGGAUUGAAAUUGGUGUAUGUGAGUGAUUUAAACAUUUUUGCAUGUAGGAUGUAUUCAUACAAUUGAUUUGCAGCAGAUCAAAUAC
Messenger RNA from Hibiscus syriacus, 927 nucleotides. RefSeq lists its product as uncharacterized. The record is from RefSeq and is a predicted model, not a curated record. The coding region runs from base 166 to 486 and encodes 106 amino acids. The transcript has 2 exons. NCBI's taxonomy places the organism in Eukaryota, Viridiplantae, Streptophyta, Magnoliopsida, Malvales, Malvaceae.